Ostrinia nubilalis (European corn borer) is the source of this 2725-nucleotide messenger RNA. RefSeq names its product MOB kinase activator-like 1 (gene mats). Lineage: Eukaryota; Metazoa; Arthropoda; Insecta; Lepidoptera; Crambidae. The record is from RefSeq and is a predicted model, not a curated record. Gene Ontology annotation, molecular function: protein kinase activator activity. Gene Ontology annotation, biological process: positive regulation of protein phosphorylation; hippo signaling. The transcript is spliced from 5 exons. Gene Ontology annotation, cellular component: cytoplasm; nucleus. Bases 191 to 844 code for a protein of 217 amino acids.
UCUCUGACAGAAAUGGAAUGGAAUCACAAAUGGAAUGAUCCAUCCAUUCAUUCAGUAAUUUUGACAACUGCAUUACAAUAGAAUUGAUUGUGAUUUUAUUUAUUCUAAAUAACCUUUUUAAUGGUUCGGUGCUGUUUUAUGAAAUAUACAUUUAUUCUAGAUUACAGUUGGAAUUUCAUCAAACUGCAAAAUGAGUUUUUUAUUCGGGAGCCGGUCGAACAAGACCUUCAAGCCGAAGAAGAACAUUCCUGAAGGCACGCACCAGUACGACCUGAUGCGGCACGCGGCGGCCACGCUGGGCUCCGGCAACCUGCGCCUCGCCGUCAUGCUGCCCGAGGGCGAGGACCUCAACGAGUGGGUCGCCGUCAACACGGUGGACUUCUUCAACCAGAUAAAUAUGUUGUACGGCACCAUCACGGAGUUCUGCACCGAGGAGUCGUGCGCGGUGAUGUCUGCGGGGCCCAAGUACGAGUACCACUGGGCGGACGGCCACACCGUCAAGAAGCCCAUCAAGUGCUCCGCUCCCAAGUACAUCGACUACCUCAUGACUUGGGCGCAGGACCAGCUUGAUGAUGAAACACUUUUCCCUUCAAAAAUUGGCGUCCCGUUCCCCAAGAACUUCCUGUCGAUGGCGAAGACGAUCCUGAAGCGGCUGUUCCGCGUGUACGCGCACAUCUACCACCAGCACUUCCCCGAGGUGGUGCAGCUGGGCGAGGAGGCGCACCUCAACACCUCCUUCAAGCACUUCAUCUUCUUCGUGCAGGAGUUCAACCUGAUCGAGCGGCGUGAGCUGGCGCCGCUGCAGGAGCUCAUCGAGAAGCUGACGGCCAAGGAGGCGCGAUGAGGCGCCCGCCCGGCCCGGCCAAGCAGGCGCGAUGAGGCCGCCCCCGCCCCGCGACGCACCUCAAGUUUUGUAAGCCUAGGAAUUUUUCAUUAUCCUGAUAUUUUUUGUGUUAUUCAUUUCGAGCCGAGAGGUCCCGAGUUUACUUUGGUUUCGCUUCGCUGUACCGUUUUUUAUCGAGUAGAUUCGAAUGUCCGACUGUUUGACUAAUAUAGACUAGACUAACUUUUCUAAAAAUUGAUAAAGAUUGUGAUAUGAUAUUUUUGAUAUCGAUCGACGAGCGAAAGUGUCGUUCUAGGUGUAAGUGAUGCCAUAAGAUAGGGAAGUUCGCAGAUAGGCUUUACAGAUGAUGGCCUUCCUAUAUGAUAAUAAUAUAGAUUUGAUUAACAUACAAAAUAAUAUUUAGAUUUGAUACAGAUGUAUUACAGAAUCUACAGAUUAUAGAUUAAUUAGCUGAUCUCUUAAUAAGACAUCCGAAAAAUGGUUUAACUUAAUGAUUCUUUCUUAAAGGGGAAAGGCCCUGCAAUACAUAUGUUUAAAUCUUACACAAGAGCAUGUUUUGAAGCAGGAUAGGCGGAAUAGUUUUUUUGUAGUGUAAAUCUAGAAUGAUUCAUGCCACUAUCUCUGUUAGCCAUUCUCUUGAUAAUGUCAUAAAUAUGCGAUUAUUAGAUUUUAUAGUGUGCACACAUUAAGGUCAGUUUAUAUCUACGGACAUUGAGUGUGCAAUAUUCUAUUAUACAGUGUCUAUUAACGUAUUUAUAUCUAUCUAUCGUUACACGGCCGCGCAGACACCAACAGACACGGGCGGCCAUUAUUCGCGGAAAGAAUAUUUUGUCUGUACGUGUCUGGCACGCUCAAUAUCUGUAGAUAUAAACAGACCUUUACUUAACAAAACCACCAUUUAUUCAUAUCCAAUAUGGGACUGGACAUCCCAGAAUUUUAGUAAUUAUUGAAUAAUUUAACAAAGUAGAUAUAAAAAUAAUUUAUAACUUUUAGUUUCAAAUAUCGCGUUUAUUUAGUUUUAUAACCCACACAAUUUAUAUCAAAUAGCCUUAGGAGCCAUUUGAAAAAUCACAAUAUUUAAUAAAGUUGCCGAACCAAAUUCCUUGGGCGAUGCAUACAAAGGGGGCCAGUGAAAUGAUGACCAAUGUGAUUUUCAAAUAAUGAUAUCGAAAACGCCCCGACGUUUUUAUGCCAUAGAAGUAAUUAUUACACUUAAUUACACCGAUAAAAAUUGUCCGGUCCCCUAUUGAAAAUCUACAGGGAUUAUGGGAUUAAUUACAAUCAAAUAAAGUAUCUAGUUGCAAUUCUCACAGGUGCUUUUAAGAUGUAUCUAAUAGAGUUUGAUGCUUGAAUUUCAUUGAAAUACUCAAUUCCAGGCUAUAAUAAAUAUAGUACUUCAAAUAACAUUGAUUAGACUGAUUGUAGAAACAAUAAAUUAAUUUUGAUGUGUUUAUUUCAUAUCAGAAUAUACUUAGGUAUCAUAUGUUUAUAAAUUUAUGUAUUAACUGCAUUUUGUUGGUUACAAUACAAGCUCAUGUGAUGACACGAUUCAAAACUGAAUACUCGAAUCCCUGAGUGAGACUUACUAAAUUGGUGUGCUAAUAUUAAGAUUUAUUUAUUAUCGUGAUGCGGAACAGCGCAGUUCGCGCUACGACUAUGUUUACUAUUAAUUUAAUGAAAUUUUAUUUAUCAUUUGUGUUUAUAUUCUGAAUUUAUCUCAGUAGCAUAAUUAAGUGAUUGUAGAUAUAUUUUGUGCAUUUAAUAUAAUAUUACACAGAAUUGAUGAGUUGAAUCUGUUAUAAUAGUAAUGUGCGACUGCCUUUCCUUUAGAAAGUGUCAGGAAUGUCGUACAGCUAAAAAAUAAAUUACAUGAUAAAAUUA